AACUGUCAAUCCAAAUCAUAGACCACAAAAUGGCCGCUCUGAAUGUAAGCUACCAUUGCACUACACCAGCUUCGUCACGGUCUUCCUGAGAGUCUCUUUCCACUCCUUUCUCUCCCUAUCAUCUUCACUCAACACCUCCACCGCUCUCCCAUUCCCAAACACCAUCCUUCUCUGACCUCACCCUCCAUCCUAUCACUGUUUCCACACACCUCUUCGUAUCUGCUUCGCUAAAGCCAGAGCAAAAGCAUCACCCACGAUUAUGGCUACCGGCGUGCACGAGUUUCUUCCACCUGCUCUUGAUUCUACUUCAGACCCACCUUCUAUCUUCGAUGGAACAACAAGGCUGUAUAUAUCUUACACAUGCCCAUAUGCACAGCGCGCGUGGAUAGCCCGGAACUGUAAGGGAUUGCAGGACAAGAUAAAAUUGGUUCCUAUUGAUCUGCAAAACAGGCCAUCUUGGUACAAGGAGAAAGUGUACCCACCAAACAAGGUGCCAUCUUUGGAGCACAAUAAUGAAGUGAAGGGAGAGAGUCUUGAUUUGAUCAAAUAUAUUGACAGCAACUUCGAAGGGCCUUCGCUCUUCCCUGAUGAUCCUGCCAAGAGAGAAUUCGCAGAGGAGUUGUUCUCCUACACUGACUCAUUCAAAAAAGCCGUGAGUACUUCAUUCAAGACGGAUGGAAUAACUGAAGCUGGUGCUGCUUUUGAUUACAUUGAAACGGCUCUUUCCAAAUUUGAUGGUGGACCUUUUUUCCUCGGCCAGUUCAGUCUAGUGGAUAUAGCUUAUGUUCCAUUCAUUGAAAGAUUCCGACCCUUCUUAUUGGAAGUAAAGAAGUAUGACAUCAUGGAAGGCAGGCCAAAGUUAGCUGCAUGGAUUGAGGAGAUGGACAAAAAUGAAGCUUACAAACAAACCCGGGCGUGAUCCAAAGGAGCUUGUUGAGAUCUACAAGAAACGUUUCUUGGCGCAGCUUUGAACUACUCUGAAUUCAAGAACUGGCUUCACAAGUUCCUAUAGUGGCUACCUGUUUAUCUUUCUAUUGUAUGCAUGAAGUACACUGCCCGUGGUUAUGUCACUUGUUAUUGAAGUCAAAGUGAUGGAAGUUUAAAGACCUUAGGAAUCUAAUACUCCUAUAAAUAGAUAAACACACUUCUAAUAUUGAAGUGGGCAACUAUUUUUACUGUGGAUAUUUGGUGCCUUGGUCUGUUAACAUUUAGAAUCUGUUUUUUCUUUUUCUUU
Molecule: messenger RNA, 1234 nt
Organism: Cornus florida
Lineage: Eukaryota; Viridiplantae; Streptophyta; Magnoliopsida; Cornales; Cornaceae
Product: glutathione S-transferase L1-like
Exons: 10
Coding region: 260-919 (219 amino acids)
Molecular function (GO): glutathione transferase activity
Source: RefSeq, a predicted model, not a curated record